Messenger RNA from Salvelinus sp. IW2-2015, 1037 nucleotides. Its product is annotated as electromotor neuron-associated protein 1-like. The record is from RefSeq and is a predicted model, not a curated record. Gene Ontology annotation, cellular component: neuronal cell body; synapse; microtubule. The transcript is spliced from 3 exons. NCBI's taxonomy places the organism in Eukaryota, Metazoa, Chordata, Actinopteri, Salmoniformes, Salmonidae. Gene Ontology annotation, biological process: dendrite development; microtubule cytoskeleton organization; regulation of microtubule depolymerization. The annotation marks the transcript as partial. Gene Ontology annotation, molecular function: microtubule binding; actin binding.
GACAGAGGACCCUGCAGUACAAGAGUGAUGUCCUUGAGACAGUUGUGUUGGUGAACCCGUCAGAGGAAACUACAGCUUCACAGAUCCGCUCUCUGGUCACUGACUCUGCUGGACACAAGCUACUAGUCCUAAGUGGCCAGAGCUCUGAGCAGGGAGGUGACAUCACACUGCAGGGUGGAGCCUUCACCUGGAGACACUUCUCUGACGUCAUCUCUGAUCCUGGAGUGACUGAGGUCCUGUCCAACUCAGCAUCGGACCAGCGGCCCAGGCUAACAGUAUCGUGCCUGGGAGACGGGGGCUGGAGCUCACUGGGCCACAGCCAGGAACAGCAGCACCUCCAGAACCUUCUGGAAUACCGCCUAAACCCUGAGCCCACGCUUCCCGACAUGGAGGGAGUCGCGGAGUUCACAGAGUACGUCUCGGAGACGGUGGACGUCCCGUCGCCCUUUGACAAUCUGGAACCGCCCACCUCGGGUGGUUUCUUGAAGCUAUCCAAGCCCUGCUGCUACAUCUUCCCCGGAGGGAGGGGUGACUCUGCCCUGUUCGCCGUGAACGGAUUCAACAUCCUGGUGGAUGGCGGGUCUGAAAGCAGGUCCUGUUUCUGGAAGCUGGUCAGGCACUUGGACAGGAUAGAUUCAGUCCUGCUGACCCACAUUGGGGCGGACAACCUCCCAGGCAUCAACGGGCUGCUCCAGAGGAAGAUAGCUGAGCAGGAGGAGGAGCAGUCCCAGGGAUCUGGCGGCUCCAACACAUACGGUGACUGGAUGAAGAACCUGAUUUCACCGGAGCUCGGUGUGGUGUUCUUCAACGUCCCCGAGAAGCUACGAAUGCCUGAGUCCACGCUAAAGGUCAAACGGAGCAUCGAGGAGGCAUCCCUCACACUGCAGUAUCUCAACAAGCUUGGCAUCAAGUCAGAACCCCUUUACAGGGUCGUUAGCAACACCAUUGAGCCCAUCACGCUUUUCCACAAGCUGGGCGUUGGCAAGCUAGACAUGUACAUUCUGAACCCUGUGAAGGAAAGCAUGCUGGCUUUUGAG